AUGGAUAGGUUGAGAAUCCUAGAUCCUCGCCGACAUGCGAAUGAUCAGAAUAACAAUGGCACUAGCAGCGUGACAAUAACAACGCACAAUAACAAUGGAAAUUCCCCUUCUCAUGAUCAAGAACAACAAUCUGAUGCACGGCCGAAAGUUUCAAGUCUUGUAUGGAAGUUUGGAGGUGAAAAAAAAAAAGUGCCAACAUACACGUUCUCAUCCUCCGAUCAAACACCGCCGCAACAACAACAACAACAACAACAACAGUACCAUCAUGAGCAGGAUAUAAAUAGAAACGGUUCAAACAAUAUUCAAAUCUUAUCAUCAAAUAAAGUUCAAAAUGUUCCACCAAAUAAUGUACUAACUUCUGCUCAAAUGAAAUCCCAUAUUGAUCAAUUAGAAGAAAAAAAUAUUGAUUUGAAACAAAAGUUACAAGAACAAACUGCGCAAAAUGAUUUACAAGAAAAAAAAUUUCGAGAACUAAAUAAUUUGUAUAACACAUUGCAAAAUAGAUUAGGUCAAGAUGCACAUGAACAUGUGAAAGGCGAAGAAGAAAAACGUAUUUGGAAACAGCGAACUGAUGCUUUAUCACAAAUGGUUAUGAGAUUUUGUGAUAUAAAGGUUGAACAACAACAGCAGCAUGAACUAAAAGAUAUCAUGACAAUAUUCGAAACGAAAAUUAAUCAAAGUAAAAAAGCUGAACAGCAAAAUAAAGCUCUCAUCGAAUCUUUAAAAUUGAAAGAUCAAAAAAUAAAUGAAUUAAUGAAAGAAAUAAAUGAAAUGGCUACAGGAAAUGCUUUACGUUCAACAUCGUCAAUGUCAACAUCCAUACGUCGUAUCGAUUCGGCCGAUGAUGUUUUUCCUCUAGCUGAUUCAGCAAAUCUUCGUCUUGAAUUAUGUCGUACACGAACGCGUUUGAAAGAAGCACAACGUGAAUUAUCGUCGCAAAACAGUCUACAUUCAUCAGGAUUAAUAAAACAGCUAUCAUCUACAGAUAUAUUAUCAUCGGAUACAUUGAUUAGCGGUUUAAGAAAAGAUAUCAAUGAUAUGGGAUGGGAAAUUAAGAAUUUGCAACGUUCCAAAGAAUCAUUUAAGCAAGAUGUUGAAAAAUUAGAGCGAGAAUUGGCAGUUGUUGAAGCGGCAAAACAAUCAAUUGAAGAUGCAAAUGCGUUAAUCACUCGAGAAAACAAAGAACUUCGAGCAAGUAUCGAUGAAUUAACUGAUCAAAAUCGAAUGGUAUUGCAAAAUUAUCAAAAUCAUGUCAAAAAUUAUUCAAUACAUCAAGAUGUGGUAACAAAAUUGUAUGAUUCAGUUGCUCAAGUGGAAAUAGAAAAUCGUCUUUUACAAGAAAAAUGUGGGUUUUUAGAAGAAAAAUUGAAUAUUAAACAACUAUCAUUGGUUGAUAAAAAUGAAGUAGAAAAAUUGGAAUCUAAAAGUCGUGUAUUGCAACUGCAGUAUGAUUAUGAAACUGCUCGUCGUGAACAUAUUGAACGUCAAUUAAAUCGUUUACAAGAAAAUGUUAAACAGUUACAGUCAGAAUUGCAAUAUGUUGAAGAUAAAGCAAAACGUGCUGAUGAUCAACAAAAAUUAGCAUACCGUUUAUGUCGUGAUUCAAAAGAAGAAUGUGAAAUAUUGCAAUUAAAAAUAAUGGAUUUAGAAAAACGUUUAAAUUUGACAGAAAAAGAUAAAGAUAUUGUUGAACAAGAAUUAUUAUUAUGUCAACAACGUAUCAAUGCUACACAAUAUGGUAUACAACGUUAUCAGGAUGCUGUAAUUAAUGCUGAAAAUGAAUUAGAUGCUUUAUCGGAUGGAAGCUUUGAUGAAGAUGUUGGAAGUUUAAAUGGUGGAGAAACGAUAUUGGUGAAGGAACGUACGUCACAUAAUGUUAUUCGUUCACAAAGCGAAGUAUAUGAUGUCGCCAUACAUAUGACUAAUUCUGAUUUACGUUUUUCAACAAUAUUAGAACAAUUUACAAAUGAACUUCAAAGUUCAAAUGAUGAAGUUCGACGAAAAGCAACGGACGGGUUAUACGAUCGUGUCAUAACACUCUAUUCCGAUGCAUCACCUGAAACAAUAUCGAGUGUUGUUGAUAUUGUACACGAUUAUGUAAGAAAAAAAUUAAACAAUGCAAAUAAUGUGAACGAAAAUAAAGCAGCACUUCUUGUAAUAUUAUGUUUUGUUUGUGCUGGUGCAGCAUUUUAUGCUAAACUAAGUAAUAAAUUAGAAGGCGUUAUUCGACAAUAUAAGCAAAUGUCAUUAGAUACAGAUUUGUGCGAUUUAGUUGUAAAAAUUACGUGUAUACUGAUUAAAGGUUGUGAUCGUUCCAAUGUUGAUCAUUUUCAAUUUGAUUUACCAAAAGCAGUUGAACGUUUAGGACAAGAUGAAAAACAUGAAAUAAGACGCUAUAGUGGGGUUAUUAUGUUAAAAGAAAUUGCUUUGAUAUCACCAACAAGAUUUUUUCUUUUGAUAAAACCGUGUGAACAGUUUUUUGAACAAUUAUUUGUGUCAAUGACAGAUCCUAAACAAUAUAUUCGUGAAGCAUUUGCUGAAACGAUACAUGCAACAUUAGUCGUAUUAAUUGAUCGUGAACGUGAAGAGCAAAAAAACGAUAUUAGAAAGGAUACACAAAUAACUACAUUUUAUAAUGCUUAUAAGAUUGUCUAUAAAGAAGCAAUGAAAUGUUUAGAAGAUACACAAUCAAAAGAGAAAACAAUUCAGAAAGAUGAUCGUAUCCACGGUGGAUUAUUAUUGUUAAACGAACUUUUUCGUGUAGCUGAUCUUAAAUUUGAAAAUAUUUGUCAAGAUUCAAUUUAUCCAUAUACAACAGUUAUACCCAAACCAGUGUCGUAUAAAGAUCUUCAUCGUGCUCGUGUUGCCCUAUCAUUUGAGCGUACUGCACCCAUAUCACCGUUGGAUUUUAUUAAUAAUCAAGAUAAUCAACAUACUCAAGUACAGUCGUUAUUAAUUCGUCAAUUAUUAUUGGAUAAUUUUAAAGAAAUAUGUACAUUUGUUUUUCGACAUCGUACAAAUACAAAACCAAUGAUAAUUAAUAUUUUACUAAAACUGUUACCUCGUUUAUCAUCAUUAGAUUUUAGAACAUAUCAUCUGCAAGGAUAUUUGGAAACAACCAUGCGAUUUAUGCUAGAUUGUUUACAGUUAAAAGACAUGAAAGAUCGUAGUUUAGUGUAUCAUGCCAUCGGAUUGAUGAUAUUAUCUGAUAAAAGUGAUCAACCGUUAUUAUUAACCGGAUCUUUUAAUACUAUCUUGCAAAGUAUAAAGUCAACCUUUAAACCAGUAACAACAGCAACGAGUACUCAUCAGUCAACAUCAUUAUCCUUGUCUCGUCGAGUAUCAUCAGCUGUUAAUAAUUCAUAUGCUUCGCAAUCGUCUUCCACAUCGUCGUCAACAUCACUAUUUCCAUGUAAAUACCAAUCACCUGAUUCAUCGGUAUUCGCUUGUAUUACAAUGAUUGGAGAAUCUGGACCAGAAUCAUCACAAUAUCUUGAUCAAUUACUCGAAUAUUUAUUACAAUGUGAACUAAAUCAUAGUCUACUAUUCUGUUUGGAUAAACUUUGUAAUAUGCCAUUGAUUCGUUUGGAAACAAAGAGAUCGAUUCAGCAAGGUCUAUUAAAAAUCAUUCAAUCAAUUUUAACAAAUCCAGUAUCAUUUGGAGUUUCACAACAUUCAACAUUUCAAUUGUCAAAUGAACAAAUAGAAACGAUUCAAAUAUCAUUACAAACAUUACGUAUAUUUGAAUUUGAAGCACAAGCUGUUAAACCAUUUUUAUUUAUAUUAAAACACCGUUAUAUCGAACAUGAGCAUCGACGUAUUCGUAUUGAAUCAAUCAUUACCAUUACUCAUUUAUUAAAAAAAUUGCUACUUCAACAACAACAAGCUAUUAUGACUAAUGCAGGAACCUCAAAUGAAUUACGUCUUUCAGUUGGUGAUAUUACACAUCGCAUUCUAACUAUUGGCGUAACAGAUCUUGAUCCAGAUGUACGUUAUAAUGUUUUUCUAACAUUACAAGAUGAUUUUAAACAAUUUUUAGCUAAAUCUGAUAGUCUAGAAUUAUUGUUUUUUUCUGUACACGAUGAAUGUCAUGAAAUUAGAGAGUUAUCAUUGAGUUUAAUAGGACGAUUAAGUAAUAUUAAUCCAGCUUAUGUAUUACCACCAUUGAGACACUUACUAUUACAGUUAUUAACUGAAUUAGAAAUUGGAUGCACAUUAUCUGGCAAAGAACAAGCAUCAAGAUUAUUAGGUCAACUAAUAGCUAAUACACCAAGAAUUGUACGACCCUAUAUGCAAUCAAUUACUCAGGCAUUAUUACCUUUAAUCAGACAACAUGAGCAACAUUCAAAUGUUUUAAUUGCACUUGUGCGGACUGUGGGAGAACAAGCUCAAGUAUGCGGUAUCGAUUUUGAUGAACGUAUACAUGAAUUAUUUCCUAUCUUAAUCAAUAUGAUGCAAGAUACAUCGAACUAUCGUAAACGAGAAGUGGCUCUAUGGACAAUAGGACAAAUUGUUGAAAGUUGUUGUUAUGUCGUUGAACCGUUGCAAAAAUAUCCUAUACUACUUGAAGUAUUAUUGAACUUUUUGAAAUCAGAAGUACCCAUCCCUUUUCGUCGUGAGACUAUACGUGUAUUAGGCUUUCUAGGAGCUGUUGAUCCUUAUAAUAUUCGUACAAAUCUUGGAAAUGUACGAGGGAUAACAUAUGAUAUGAAUGAUAUAACAAGUACACAUCGUGUAAGAGCUGAGGCAGAUCCAGUGGAAAUAUCAUCAAAUGAAUUGUUAGUAGCAUCUGGUUCACAAUCAUUACAUGAUUUUUAUACAUCAAUGGCAAUUUAUGUUUGUUUACGAGUAUUAAAAGAUCCAAAUUCAACACAAUUACACUAUAAAGCUGUUCAAAGUAUAUCGAUUAUAUUACAAUGGCUUGGAGCUAAAUGUACACAAUAUGUACCAUUAGUAAUACCAAGAUUAUUACAAAUUAUAGGAAAUGCUGAUGAAAAAAACUUAGAAGCGUAUAUUCGCCAAAUCAAUAUAAUAAUAAUAUCGAUUAAAAAUGCCAUUAUUCCUUAUGUAAAUGAAAUCAUACAAUUAAUUCGUGAUCAUUGGGAUCAACAUGUGAAUUUACAAAUAUUGUUAAUUCAAACAAUUGAAAGUUUAUCUCAAGCAUUGAACGAUGAAUUUCGUCAUUAUAUUCAUUUAUUAUUACAUUUUGUUAUGAACACAUUUCGUAUGGAUCAAAAUGAUGAACGUCGACAUCGUGUUUUAUCUCAAAUGUUUAUUACACUGAAUAAAUUUGGUAAAACAUUAAAACCCCAUUUCAAUGUUGUGUUACCAUCUAUCUUGGAAAUAGCAUCAUCACCAUUAAAUUCCAUACAAUUACGUCGUGAAGCACUUGAUGUAAUCGAGUUAUUAGCUGAAAAAGUUCAUUUGAGUGAUUAUGUAUCAGCUAUAUUGCAAAUAUUACUGCGUAUCAUUCGAACAACACAGCAAUUACAAGUCAAAUCAUUAGAUAUUAUAUGUAUUAUAGCAAAACAAAUGAAAAAACGUUUUCUUGUAUUCGAUGCAUUAAUACAAAACACAAUGAACGAAUUGAAAUUAACACAUUCAAAAUAUGAACUUUUUAUAUCAAAAUUAAAUGAUUCAUCGUUUGCCGAUGUUCAGUCAGAGUCAACCAUUUCAGCUUUGAUAUCUUCAACUGUUACAUCACCACAAACUGGCGAUCCGGAUCAGAUUCAACGUGACGCCAAAGCAAUUUAUAGUAUGCGUACUGAUCAAUUACGUCCACAUUGGCUGAGUGUUCAAGUUCAACAUCAAUCAAAUAGUAAAGAUUUACAUGUAUGGUUAAGUAAAUUACAACAAUUAGUUUUAGAGCAAUCACCCGUUUAUCCGUUAAGAGCAAUGGGUUCUCGUUUAGCAAGUAGUAAUUCAUCGAUAUUAAGAGAUAUGUUUAAUGCGGCAUUUAUUUCUUGUUGGAAAAAAUUAAAUUAUCAUGAUCGAAAAAGUUUAACAUUAUCAUUGACACAUGUUUUAUCUAUGUGUGAUAAACCCGAUAUAAUACAAACAAUAUUAAAUUUAGCCGAAUUUAGAAAUCAUUGUGAUUUAAAAUUAAAAUUGGAAAAACAAGAAUUAGUAGAAAAUACAACGAUACAAGAUCAGACAAGACCAGAUCAAGGAGGCGAUGCCGAUGAAACAACACAAGAUGAUGAUUCAACGUUAACAGUAGAAGAACGAGAUAAACGUCGAAAACUGAAAAAAACAACAGAGACACACAUGGAUGAUGAAGAAGAAAAAUCUCUGAUCAAUAUUCAUUUAUUAAGUGAAAAAGCGCAUAGUGUACGCGCCUACGCUAAAGCAUUACGAUAUAAAGAAGAAGAAUUUCAACAUUCAGAACAUUUAACACAUCCCACUCAAAUAACAUCGGAUAUUGUUGAAUCAUUAAUUAGUAUUAAUCAUGAACUUCAACAAUCUGAGGCAGCCUAUGGCGCAUUAUUAUACGCCAAAAAACAUAAUAUUAAAAUAAAAGGUUUAUGGUACGAAAAAUUAAAUCAGUGGGAAAAAGCUUUGAGAAAUUAUGAUUAUAUAAAAACCAAUAAUCCCAAUAAUAUGGAUAUACAUUUGGGACGUAUGAGAUGUAUGCAAGCUCUUGGUAGUUGGUCAGAAUUAAGAGAGUUAUGUACCAAUGUUUGGGAGCAAACAGAAAACAUUAAAGAUGAACAACCACUGGCCACAUUACCAUUUUCUACUAAUUUACUACAAAAUGAAGCAAUUCGACACAUGGGUAAUAUUGGUAACAAUUCAAAUACAUCAAUUAUUAAUGGGCGAGAACUGAGGAAAAUAUUACAACAAAAAAUAGCCCCGAUGGCAACACGUGCUGCAUGGAGUUUAGGAGAUACGAGUGAUAUGGAAAAAUAUUUUAUACAUAUACCGGAUACGAAAUUUGAAGGUGCUUUUUAUCGAGCAGUCGAUGCAAUUAGAAAUGAUAAUUUUCGUCAAGCACAGGAUGCCAUUGAUUUAGCCAGAGAACUACUUGAUGUUGAAUUAACAACACUAGCCAAUGAGAGUUAUAAUCGGGCAUAUUCAGCCAUGAUCAAUGCACAACUACUAUCGGAAUUAGAAGAGGUUUCAUAUUUUAAAACAUUACCUGAACGACGACAAUCUAUUUGUGAUAUAUGGCAGAAACGUAUGAGUGGAAAUCAACCAAUUAUUGAUGAUUAUCAUCGGCUGUUAUUGACACAUUCACUUGUUUUACCCAUGGAACAAGAUCUUCAGUCAUGGAUUAAACUUGCAAAUCUUUGCUGUAAAUCAAAUCGUUUAACAAUGGCUGACUUUAUAUUUAAAGCCUUAGCUAAAACCGUGCUCGUUGACACCGGUAAUCAAACACAAUAUAUUCAUUUACACUCAGCUAUCUCCAACCUAGUAUUGAACCGAGAACUAGGUUAUCAUAAUUGGGAAGGAGCGGCAGCGAUGAAUAAGGAUCCAUCAACAUUUUAUCCUUCAUCAGUACAUCCGUCUCAAACAUCACAUCUUUAUAAUCUUCAAACAGCGGCAGGUUUUGGUCAACAACAGCAACAACAAUUUCAUCAUCCAUCAUUAAUUGAUCAACAAUUAGUUAAAUAUGAAAAAUUGAAAUAUGACUGGAAUUGUUUACUGGCCAAUCGUGAUCACAUAAUAAUGAUGAAUAAAAAACCAGAUGUUACACAAUCCACUACAUCAACCACAACAAUGGCACCGAAUUUAUUGGAAGUAAAUAGGCAAGAUCAACUAAAAUUAAUUGAUGACUUGAAAGAUACAUUAAAUAAAGUAUGUUUACCAGCAUUGGAUCAACUAAGAAAGCAAACAGCAACAGUAACCUCUACGGGAAAUAUCAUAGUCACGAACGGUGCAACAACAGGAGCAUCAACAGCAGCUGGAAGCGUCGCAGGUCCCAUUGGUCAAAUAUCACAAAUCAGCAAUACAAUUUCACAAGGCUCGACAACACAUUCAUCCGUAUAUGUUUUAACAUCCAAUUUAUCGUCAGGAACGUUAGCAGUAUCACAUCGUGAACAACGUUUACGUCAUUUAAUAUCAAAAUGUUAUUUGCGUUUGGGCGCAUGGCAACAGGAAUUUUUUGGUAUGGAUGAUGGAUCGUUAAAUGAAAUAAUGAAAAAUUUUGAACAUGCAUGGACAUACGAUGAAAAUAGUUAUAAAGCAUGGAACGCGUAUGCCGUACUAAACUAUGAUGCGGUUAAUUAUUUCAAACAACGUAUUCAAGAGUUAUCACGUACGCAGCCAUUAACAAUACCAAGGUCUCCACCAUCCCCAGGUGUUGAUGGAACAGUUAGUUCUCAUUUUACUACACCACCUUCUUUUCCUCUUCCACAUGAGUCUUCGCCCACAGGAUCGCCAUUAUCUUCACCACAAAUAUUGCCACCUACAAAUGAUUUAUAUCGUCAAUUGACGGCAAGAAUGAUUCAUUGUACAAUACCAGCUGUUAAAGGUUUAUUAAGAUCAAUUGUAUUGUCAAAAACAAAACAUUGUUUACAGAAUACAUUACGUUUAUUAACAUUGUGGUUUGAAUACGGACAAUAUCGAGAAGUUCAUGAUGCACUAGGAGAAGGUAUAAAAACAGUACCGAUUGAAGUUUGGUUACAAGUGUUACCACAAUUAAUAGCACGUAUCGACUCACCACGACAGUUAGUAAAUCAAUCAAUCAAACAUUUAUUAAUUGAUGUUGGGAGACAGCAUCCACAAGCAUUAAUUUAUCCACUGGUUGUCGCGUCAAAAUCAGUGACACGUGAACGUGAACAAGCGGCAAAUAGAGUAUUAAAUUCAAUGAGAGAACAUAGUCAUACACUUGUACAACACGCACUAUUAGUUAGCGAAGAACUGAUUAGAAUAUCGAUAUUAUGGCAUGAACGAUGGCACGAAGCACUCGAAGAAGCAUCUCGACAAUAUUUUGGAGAACGUAGUAUUUCAGGUAUGAUUGAGACGCUGGAUCCGUUACAUGCAGCCAUUGAACGUGGUAGUACAACAUUAAAUGAACGUACAUUCUUAGACUCAUAUGGUACAGAUUUGGCACAAGCAAGGGAAUGUAUAAAACGUUAUCAACGUACAAAAGAUCAACGUGAACUACAUCAAGCAUGGGAUUUAUAUCAUCAAGUAUUCAAACGUAUUCACACACAACUACCAAACAUAACCUCUCUGGAAUUAGAAUAUGUGUCGCCACGACUUGGAACACAUUGUCGAGAUCUAGAAUUAGCUGUGCCGGGAACAUAUGAACCAGAAAGACAGCCCAUAACGAUUCGUAGUGUUCAUAGUCAUAUUGCCGUUAUACCAUCAAAACAACGUCCAAGAAAAAUUAGUAUAACGGGCUCAGAUGGUUAUGAAUAUGUAUUUUUGUUAAAAGGACAUGAAGAUUUAAGACAAGAUGAACGGGUUAUGCAAUUAUUUGGCUUAGUAAAUGAAUUUUUAUCAUCAAAUGAUGAGACACGUCGACGUAAUUUUACUAUACAACGUUAUUCUGUUAUCCCACUAGCACCUAACAAUGGCUUGUUAGGAUGGGUAGCUCAAUGUGAUACAUUUCAUGCUCUAAUCAAAGAACAUCGUGAAAGGUCUCAAGUGGUACUUAAUGCUGAAUAUCGUCAUAUGCAAACAAAAGCACCACAUUUUGAUCAUUUACCAUUGAUUAAUAAAGUUGAGGUAUUUGAAUAUGCAUUAAAUUUGUUGGAAGGUGAUGAUUUAGCGAAAAUAUUAUGGCAUAAAAGUUCAAGUGCAGAAAUUUGGUUGGAUCGACGUUCAAAUUAUACUCGUUCGUUAGCUGUUAUGUCAAUGGUUGGUUAUAUUCUUGGCCUAGGCGAUCGUCAUCCAUCAAAUUUGAUGCUUGAUCGUGCUAGUGGUAAAGUCGUUCACAUUGAUUUUGGUGAUUGUUUUGAAUUAGCCAUGACACGCGAAAAGUUUCCAGAAAAAAUUCCAUUUCGUUUAACACGAAUGUUAUGCCUGGCUAUGGAAGUGACAGGAAUCGAUGGUACAUUUCGUUUAACAUGUGAACAUGUUAUGGAUGUCCUACGAAAAAAUCGUGAUAGUCUAAUGGCUGUAUUAGAGGCAUUUGUACAUGAUCCCUUAUUAAACUGGAGAUUAUUAGACGAUAACAACCCUUUGAAUAAUCAACCGACAUCUAAUGUUGGUGUGGUGGGAAGUAGAACGACACCAGCUGUAAGUACUAGCAGCGGAGUAGGACUUCCACAGUCAGCAUUAACUAAUAAUCCUACUGUUCAUUUUCAACCACAUUUAUCAACGGUGAACGAAGAAGAGGUUGAAUGUGAUCAUAUUCAACAACAACAACAAACCCAACAACCCGGUCGAUCAAUACGUGCAGUUGAAAUAAUGUGUCGUGUUAAAGAAAAAUUAACCGGUAAUGAUUUUCAUCGUGAUCAACCCGUCGAUAUAUCUACCCAAGUCGAAUUACUUAUUAAGCAGGCAACAUCGUAUGAAAACUUAUGUCAAUGUUAUAUUGGAUGGUGCCCAUUUUGGUAA
Molecule: messenger RNA, 10509 nt
Organism: Didymodactylos carnosus
Lineage: Eukaryota; Metazoa; Rotifera; Eurotatoria; Philodinida; Philodinidae
Source: the annotation of a GenBank genome assembly